Molecule: messenger RNA, 2355 nt
Organism: Fusarium mangiferae
Lineage: Eukaryota; Fungi; Ascomycota; Sordariomycetes; Hypocreales; Nectriaceae
Exons: 3
Coding region: 1-2355 (784 amino acids)
Biological process (GO): positive regulation of transcription by RNA polymerase II
Cellular component (GO): nucleus
Molecular function (GO): DNA-binding transcription factor activity, RNA polymerase II-specific; zinc ion binding; transcription cis-regulatory region binding
Source: RefSeq, a predicted model, not a curated record
AUGCCGUUCCCUGCGGAAUGGCAAGGUUAUUCACCGGGACCCUAUGCGACCGACAACAACCUCGACUUUGAGAUGUUCGAUUUUGAAGUUCAGCGGCAUUCGCAUAUGGGGGCGACACCGAUCUCCGAACCCCCGAACAUCAGCCAAGACCCUACAGGUCUAUCCAUGGAAAAUCCCAGAGAGAUGACUCUUCAAAGUCCCAUGCCGACGUCAAAUCCGACUCCAGUCAAAGGAAAAAGAGUCCGAACAGGAUGUCUUACAUGCCGUGAGAGACACCUCAAGUGUGACGAAGCCGUGCCCGAUUGCAUGAACUGCCGAAAGCGAGGCCGUGAAUGUAAAAGAGGAGUACGCCUUAACUUUCUGGAUGUCAACCUCCAUCGACCACCCGAUAUACCUAGUCCUGGAGGCUGGGAAGUCGAGUUCCAAGAUGAAUCGCGGGACAUUGCUUCAGAAUAUCAGGGCGGACUUGGACGAUAUGCGCCGUACGCUUCUGAAAUUGUUGAAGAUAGCGAUGGCCUGCACGAAACAGUGUAUCCAGCCACCGCAACUCAUAUCCAAGGUAUAGAUGCAUCAGCCGAUAGACUUCAACCUGGCGUGCAACACCGUUUCAACUAUUCUCAGGAUAACGCCGCAGCUGGACCUUCAAAAAACUCAAGAUUCAAAACAGACACCGGUAUCAAGCUUGAGCUUAACGAGAACGAACAUGGGACUCUGAGCGACGCGUCCCAUAUAGCCACACCAUCGUCAUCAACAAAGGCUGUUGUGACCCCACGAGCAGAAGUAUUUCCAGAGCAGCUCAUGGCGAUGAGGAACCGUCCUCUGGCACAGCAAACGUUAUCAGAAGAGCCGGAAAACUUGGUGAUACCCCAGCUAGACACACCGCCUCGGAUUGAAAGGCCGCUUGUUGAACAAGCCUUCGAGGAUGACCAUGUGCAACCUUCAGCAACCCAAAGCAACGAGUCGGUGGGCCGCAACAUAUUGACAUCAGCCGAAGAAAUCCAUUACAUGCAAGUCUUUGUCGAAGAAGUUGCUGUUUGGAUGGAUUCGUUCAACCGGGAGAAACAUUUCACCCGAAGUAUUCCGUAUCACGCUCUGAGGUCGACAAUGCUCCUCAAUGCCCUUCUGGCAUGUGGUGUCAAACAUACUUCUCUGGCUGCCCCGGAUAAUCAUGAAAAAGCGCUGUUCUACUACAAUACCGCGACCACGCAGCUCCUUCGAAGCCUCCAGAACCCUGAUCGAAAUACUGCCGAGUGUGCCACGACAGCGAUCGUUCUGAACGUAUACGAGAUUAUGUGCGAAAAGCCUGCCCAGCGUAUGAGUCACAUAGCAGGUUCGCGAGCUCUUGUGCGAGAAUGUGGAUGGGAUGCCAAGAGUACAGGGAUUGGACUGGCCUGCUUCUGGUUGAACAUUGGGAUUGAAGUUCUCAAUUGCCUGGCAACAAAUUGGCAGACAACGUGGAGUCCCGACGAAUGGGGAAUGAGCCUUGGGUCUCGUAACAAUAACCAGGAUGACGAGGAUGAGGACGAGCAAAUAUGGGUACACCGUGCGCUCUACAUCAUCGCAAAGGUUGCGAACUUCCGAGCGACUGCGUCCCGACCCGAUGACAUGGGCCCCCAUAACGAACAAACGUGGGUCAGAAAUCGUCUUUCUCAGUGGCAUGAGCUUAGAAACCUCUGUGAAGGUUGGAACAUCCAUUGCCCGAGAAAGAUGCGCCCCUUUGGCUAUGUGAAAGCGGAAAAGUCGACAAGCAAAUCGCUAUUUCCCGGUAUAUGGAUGAUUCAGCGGGAGGCAACAGUAGGCCAACUGCUUUCUCACACUGCGCAUUGCAUCCUUUCACAGACACACCCCCUGGAAUCCCCAGCGUCUUCGGAGAGGCUACGAUUCUUGCAGCUGCAGCAUGCCUAUCAGGUCUGCGGCAUUGUCGCCCAUACCACAGACAAGGGGGUUGCCACAGUUGCGAUCCGUUGCUUGGCAAUUGCAGCUGCUGUGCUAACGAAUCCAAAUGAACAAGACGAGAUCCUUGAGGUCCUUGACAGGUUCAAUAGCACAAAUGGCUGGCGCUUGGGUGCCGUCGAGAUGGAGCUCAAGAAAGAAUGGGGUUGGGAGCGUAUGAAGAUGCCCACCUCGAGCCCGAAAACAGAGAACAGCCAGGAUUCGGUAAUAUCAGUGGUCCGAAGAGCCUCCAUGUCUUUGACACCGUCGAGAAUUUUGACACCGCCUGUCAUGGGCCCUGUGGGAACGAAAACACCGGUCAACCCAUUGAGCUUCGCCGAUUUCAAGCUACCCAACCAUCCGUACCAGAAUUGGUAUGAACCACCAAGUCGAUCGAGCUCGUUCGAUCCACCACCAUCGUAA